Molecule: messenger RNA, 2168 nt
Organism: Vespula pensylvanica (western yellowjacket)
Lineage: Eukaryota; Metazoa; Arthropoda; Insecta; Hymenoptera; Vespidae
Product: novel acetylcholine receptor chaperone
Exons: 5
Coding region: 536-913 (125 amino acids)
Biological process (GO): chaperone-mediated protein complex assembly; positive regulation of protein localization to cell surface
Cellular component (GO): endoplasmic reticulum
Source: RefSeq, a predicted model, not a curated record
AAUAGAAUGAAUGGGGAUGGUUCAAACAGAGAAAAGACAACAUAUGUAUUUUUAUUCUUUUUUCCCCUUAUUCCUUCCUAUACUUUCUACUCCUUCUUUCGCUAUAACCCCCAUGUGAACGUUGCGUAAUAUUAAAUAUUAGUUUUGUCAUCCAUGAUUCCCUUUCUUGUUCUCUUCUUCAAGAAUCAGAGAAGCGUGCGCAGUUUCUCUCAGAAUUGUCUGACAAUGUAGGCGGGAUCGAUUCGUUUGUAGCGCGUGUUACACUCGGCACGAUGGAUCGAAAUUUGCUGAUCUAUUUUUAUAUCCUCUGUCUGUCGCUAGUAGUCCAUUAAUUCGUUCAUUUGUGCAUGUGAUUUUGGCCGCUCGUUGAAAAUGUGGAAGGAGUUGCGCAUCCAUUUUCGGUUACGAAUUACGAAAUGUAAUGAGUAUACAAUACGUUUGUACGCCGGUAAGAUGGAGUAGCAAGCGCAUUAAAAUGUCUCAGUUUACGCGCCUUUUAAUGAAGAAAUUUAAAUCUUCUUUCUAAUAUCCUUGGAUGUUGUUAAGAAAGCAGAGAAAAGAAUAUGUCAAAUACGCGAAAGUAUUUCCAUUAUCUACCACGUUGGAUUUCAAAGUUCCGAGCAAAUGGUACAGAAGAGUGGUUGGCUCGCUCGAAAUCAUCUGCGGUCUUGCCAUGGCAAUAAUUCCAAAUUAUAAGAUAAAAAAUUUAUCGAAUGCGGUAUUACUCUUUUUGAUGCUAAUGGCCGUGUAUUCUCAUUAUAUGGUAAACGAUAGAUUUGAAAGAAUUGCACCGGCUUUGGUAUUUUUCUUUAUGCUGACUGGUCGAUUGGUAAUAGAUUGGCAAUUACGACGGGAGGAUGCACAACCAGUUGCAGCUAAUGGAGUAGACGAGAAAACUAGAAAACAAGACUGAAUCUAUUUAUUUGAAAACCUGGCGAGCGUAUCUCUUUUACACAUUUUGCAAAGCAAAUCGUACGUCGAGGCAGAAUUCUGUCGAUGAGAGAAGAAAAUAUAAAUACUAAAGAUAAACUACACUAAUCCUGCGAACAAAACAGAACUAGAUGGAUGUCACAUUUAUUUCUAGUAUUCCUUCCGUUUGUGGAGAGGAUAGAAUAUUUUCGAUGAGAAUAUACGAAAAUGCUACGUCCUUUUUAGUAUAGACUCGAAUACGUCCGACAACGUAAAGUGAGCAAUAUCUCAUCCACAUCUUUGCACGUAAAUGAAAAUUUCCAGAUCCACGCUAUAAUUGUUUGGAUCGAUAUUGCUAUCCUUACAUUAAAAAUGAGACACAAUGUGUUAGCAGGUCCGUGUUUAUGCUCCUAAACAUUAUGUGAAAUAUUUACAUUAAUUAUGAGAUACAAGGAGCUUGUUAAAAAUAUAUUUUACCAAAGUCUGCAAUAUAUUAAUAAGAUGAGGAUUAAGUAAAUUUUGUUCCAUUGAUUACAUGACAUUAGAGCGCUUCUAUAUUAGAAAUUAAUCUAAUAUACCCAUCAUUUCUUCAUUUACAUUGUCCAAUAAUGAAUAUGAAUAUUAAUUAAGCACUAUUAACUGCCACAAAAAAGAAAUGUGUUCUCCUUAAUAUCAUAACUGAAUGUGUGUACAUACAUAUAAAUUUGCUGUACUCUACAUAAAUAUCAAUUGCAUGAUUUAAGAUAUACAUGCCUACUUUUAUAUAUAUAUAUAUAUAUAUAUAUAUAUAUAUAUAUAUAUAUAUGUAUUGAAUUUAUUUUACAAAUAUGUAGAGUCGUAAGCAACAUUACGUUCCAUCAAAAGUUACAGUUAAGAAAAAAAAUUCAUAGUACAUUUUUGUAAACACAUUUUGGAUGAAUUCUGAUCAUUAUUGCAAAAAGAUUGUGAUUACCUGUGUGUUUAUAAAACAUAAAAGUGUUUGUAUGAUAUCAUAAAUAUUUAAAUAUACAGAGUGUUUUACCAAAAUUCAUACCAAUGAAACCAGAGAAACUAACUUCAUUUUUUAAAUCCUAUGUCAUGUGCUUUGUAGAUUUAUUUUUUCUGAUAUAACUUAGAUAAGUACAAUGUAAAUAUUUAUGAAAAGGAGCAUGCUAAUUAUAAUGGGGCCAAUUUUGUGGUCUUAACUUAUUGUACAUGUACUGUAUAAAUAUCUUACUUGAAAGCAAAAUGAAUAAAAAUGCUAACAAGAGAAAACAAAA